Molecule: messenger RNA, 3181 nt
Organism: Halichondria panicea
Lineage: Eukaryota; Metazoa; Porifera; Demospongiae; Suberitida; Halichondriidae
Product: forkhead-associated domain-containing protein 1-like
Exons: 28
Coding region: 44-3148 (1034 amino acids)
Source: RefSeq, a predicted model, not a curated record
GCUAGCUAGCUUCAAGUGUAACUAAGUAACCGAGUUAAUAAUAAUGGAGACAGAUGCUGCUACAGAGGAACAAUCAGAGAUGGCUAGCUCAUCAGCAACUGAAUGCCACAGCUACAGAUGUAUGUCCAGAGAGGAGCUGUGUGCUGCACUGGUGGAGAAGGAGUACAAGCUCGAGUGUGCAGGGGACCAGCUGCAGUCUCUCUCAGUGUACAAGGACGAGUGUGGGCGUAAAGAUGGAGUGAUUGUAGAGCUGAGGAGAGAGCUAGCCGCUUACAAGCACAACUCACACACCAAAGACAUCAGCUAUGUCACAAUGGAGGAGCACCUCUCUGCCUGUGAGCACCACCUCCAGCUCAAGACCAGUGAGGUGGACAAGCUAACACAGGAAGCAAAGUCAUGGAAGGAGAAGGCUUCAACUGCUGAAUCCAAGCUGGGAAUGCUAGGGACUGGUACGUCCUCAGGCAAAAUCAAUGUACUACAAAAGGAACUCUCCACCAAAAAGUCUGAGAUUCUGAAGCAAAAGCAAGAGCUGCAACAGCUGCGAGCCCAACAACAGACAGAGAAGGACAGCGGUGAUUCACUGAGGCAUCAAGUUGCUGAGCUACAAGCAAAUCUAUCCUCUGUCCAAUCUAAGAUGAAGCAAAGCAAAUCCUCCAACGAUGACUUAAAAAUGCAGCUGCAAAGAAGUGAGUGUGACAGAGAGAGGGCCAGUGUGGCUGAGCAGAGGAGGAAGGAGGAGUUAGGGAAGCUCAAGUCCUCCGUGUGUGAUGGGAGACUGGCUCAAGCUAAACAAAAUUUCCUGGAGGCUCAAGUUGAGAGGACAAAACUGAAGGAGGGUGAGUUGGCUGUUCAACUGGGAAAAGUCAAAGAGGAGGCUCAGGCUAAACUGGAUUUCCUGGCGGCUGAGGUUGAGAGGGCAAAACUGAAUGAGAGUGAGUUGGCUGUUCAGCUGGGAAAAGUCAAAGAGGAGCUGUGUACAACGUGUGAGAGGGUGGUCACUAUGACAGCACAAGUCCUCCCCCCUGCUGAUGAGGAGAGUGGUGGUCCAGUGGAGGCAGUGGAACAGUUGACUAGUGAAUAUACCACUGUUACUGAACAACUGCAGACCACUCAGACACAACUGACGGAGGUGCAAGCUGAUAUUGAGACUGCCAAUGCCACCAUUACAAUGCUGACUCAGCUGUGGACUGAUUUUAAGUGUGGUGUUGGAUCAUGUGAUCUUACCCAGUCAUCACUAGACACCUUGAUGGCGACCCUCAGUGGACUAUCCUCCCAGGAGCAGACUAAUAGUUGUCAAACACUCAUCAAUGCAAUGAAAGAAAGCUUGAAUGUACUGAACACUGAGCUGGUUGCUAAAUGGGUUCAACUGGUGGCUGAGAUAGGAGGCCAUUGUUCAAGACUAGAGCUUUCCAGUGAAGAGACAAUCGAACCAGUUGCUAAGCUAGCUUUGCUGAUUGAAAAGAUUGAUUCACAGAUAGCAGAGAGCAUACAACUUCAAGUCAAACUGCAGGGGGUGGAAGAGGGUCACCUGGCAGAGGUGGCAGCCCUGAGGGGAGCAGAAGAGGAGAGGGUGGUUACAGCCGUCCAGGAGAGCCUGGUUAUUGAGAGGGGGAAGGUGAUCAAUGAGAUGCAAGCUCUAGAGCAGCGACUAGAAGCAGACAAGCAUGAAGCCGUUGCCAAUGAACAGAGGAAUAACUCAAUUCUUAGCGAGCAACUCACAACUGUUAAGGAGUCUUUACUGGCUGAGCGCAAUGAGAAAGAUGUACUCAAAGCAGAGAAGACAGGACUAGAGACUGAGCUGGCCUCACUGGAGGUGGCCAUGAGGGAAGCACUCACCACAGCCGAUGUUGCCAAGGAGACAGUAAGAACAACACUCAUGCAGGAAACAAUUGGAUACAGAGAGCAGUCCCACCAGCAUGCCCUCACCAUAGUUGCUCUGGAGGAGAAGUUGAUGGCAUCGAUGGAGAGAUGUAAGCAGCUCCGGGGUGAGAAUGAGGCUCUGUCUCAAGUGGUGAGUGGAGGGUCAGGUACGGCUCAGGGAGAGGAGGACAAGGUGAAGAAACUCACCAAGUUGACUGACACACUCAGGCAUCAGCUAUCUCUUGCGAAUGAUGGAUGCACUAAAAGCCAGAGGAGAAUCAAACUGCUCGAGUCUGAUCUACUGACAGUCCGCAAGCAAAUCAAAGACAGAGAAGACGACAUAACGCGUCAGUUCCAAGAGCAAUUGAGUGAUUUACAGCUCACCCUCUCCAAGCAGGAGACGUCUCUGGAGGGUAAGAGGUCAGAGGUCACUCACCUCCAGUCAGUACUGCAGGAGAAGACCACCUCGCUAACAGCUAUCAUUGAAACGGAAAGGUGUGACGCUGAACAUAAACUAUUGGAAAUGAGGAACCAACUCACUCACAGCUCUCAUGUGGGAUCUAGUGGCCUGGCUCAAGUUGGCCAGAGGUGUACUGGAGAGAAGCACUGUGACACCAUUGCUAGUCAGAGGAGAGCCUUGUCACAGCUGAGGGACCACAUACAAGAGCUGGAGCUAACCAAGCCACCAGUUGGUAGUCAUCAAGCAACGCUGAAAGAGCUGUCUCGUGUUAGACAUGAGUUGUUCAAGGCUAAGGCACGCGUAUCACUGACAGCUACUCCAGCUCAACCAGAGCCAGAGGAUGCAUUCACUCUACCAGCAGUGGAAGGUGAAGAGAGUGUGAGGAAAAUUCAAGAUUUGGAAUCUUCAGUGUUGAAGCUUCGUGAUGCUGUAGAGUGCAGCGAACGAACCUACAAGCAGCUGGUUGAGGUCAUCUGUAAGAACAUGUAUGACGUGGAUCGCCCAACCUCUCAAAGUAUGGGGGACGGACCGAGUGAGGAAGAAAGACAAGACAUUCUCAAAGAGAGGAAAAAGUUUGCCGAAGCAGUUUUUAGACGAUUCAAGACGCUAGAGCUCAAGUCUAGCAGCAGAGGAGGGUCGACCAAUGGAGGCACACUGCCUGAUGAGGGAGUAUCAGAGGUGGUGGUCCUACAGGCUGCUCUGGAUGGUGCUAGGGAGGAGCUUGAAGAACAGAGGAGACUUAACCAAGCUCUCAUCAAUCGAAGGGUGUUCAAAGGGAAGCAGCUGGCUGCAUCACAGCAAAGACCUCACCACAAGUGCAUCAAAUAACUAUAUAAUAAUUUAUAUACUUUAUUUUUCUUG